This is a messenger RNA of Dendronephthya gigantea, 1262 nucleotides long. RefSeq names its product BTB/POZ domain-containing protein 6-like. Gene Ontology annotation, molecular function: protein binding. Lineage: Eukaryota; Metazoa; Cnidaria; Anthozoa; Malacalcyonacea; Nephtheidae. The record is from RefSeq and is a predicted model, not a curated record. Bases 132 to 1184 code for a protein of 350 amino acids. The transcript has a single exon.
AAAGCGUCGUCAAGCACAGAGUAUAAAUGGCUGUUUAUAGCAACAAGCACUCAAAACACAAAUUGCAAGCAUUUUGAAAUCUAUUCCCGUUUCACGUUGAGAAGAUUGUAGCAUAAGCAAUUCAUUAGAAAAUGUUUUUCUCAAUUAACUGGCUUCCUGUGUUUACGCUGGCAACUGGGUUUUUGUGUUUUGUUUAUACAGAACAGAGCAGUCACGCAGAAUCACACAGCGUCAACAGCAUCGAAUGGACGCCAAUAAAAGCGUGGGACGUUGACAGGAUGUACAAUAAUAGCUUCAUGAGUGACAUUAGGUUAACAUUCGGAAAAAAGCCCGAGAACGUUUUCUACGCUCACAAGUACGUGCUGGCUCUGAGCAGUCCUGUGUUUUACGACAUGUUCUAUCGGAAAGACGCGAGACCCGUCCAGACCAUUCGCCUAUCAUAUCACGGCGACAACCUUGCUGGGUUCUUAAGCUAUAUUUAUAAAGACGAUUGCCCGACAAUUCAUGACAAAUCUUUCAAUACACUGGAAUUGAUGAUAAAGUACAAAGUAUAUUUGCAUCCUGAUUGCCACAAUUCACUUAAACGCAGCACAGAAUCGCAAACGGCCUUCAAGUUUGUUGGAAAAUUUUUGGAAUUAAAAGCGAAAGCGUUUGCUGAGAUAUGCCUUAAUAAAAUAGACGCUCUUGCAGAAGACUUUUUCGCUUCAAAGUACUUCUUAAACAUCAAGCAAAGUACAUUGAAAAUAUUGUUGGACAGGGAUACGCUUUACCUCAAUGAAACAAAUAUAUUUAAGGCUGUAUUAAAGUGGGCUGAUCAUCAAUUAUCACCGGAAAUCAACACUGCAGAAAACCGCAGAAGGGUUCUUGGUAAUGCAAUAUAUUCUAUCCGUUUCCUGCUUAUGACUCAAGGCGAAUUUACCAAAGAUGUUAUCUCAACCAAUAUUCUACAGGAUAACGAAGCUAUGGACAUCAUUCGGCUAAUGAACGGGAAGGACACGAAAAACACAGUUUGGGAUUCAAAAAUGAUAAAGAGGGAACGCCUUCGCGGGCAAUUUCAUGAAGAAAUUGAAGGCAGUGCUGCUGCUGAAAAGAUUACACUUGGUGAUUCACGUUUUUACAGGUUAUGUUUAGCAACAGCAUUCAUUGUAUUAUUCACUUAUUUUUGCACGAAAAGAAGUAGUUAACCAGGGAUCCAAGGAUAGCGCAAAGUUUCCAUGCCCUGUAAUACCUGUAAUCAACAGGAAAUUACUCAAAGUACGUUA